AUGGCGUCGGGGGCUUCGGAAGUGGCCAGCCUGGGGCUGGAGAGCCCAGGAGGGAGAGACAGCCAGGGGGCUGCCAGCCUGCAGAACCCCCAGUCCAGCAUCCCCAACCCUGGCAGGGACAGCCACGUGGUGGUGGGCUCUCCGUGGCGGGGGCGGGGGCGGCCGCCUCGCCCGCAGCCCCCACCGCCUGCCCCGCCUGCCCUACCUGCGCGCAGCGCCGCCGGAGCCGGCCGCCCGUCCCGCGCGCCCCGCGACGCCCCCGGCCACGGCGCUCGGCGGGCACUGCGGGCGGCGCGCACGGCGCAGGACGCGGCUUCCCUCCCCUUCGGCCGCCCCGCCCCCGCCCCCGCCCCGCCCCGCCCGCCGGAACACCGAGGGGGUCUCCCCCGCCGGUGGGGUCCGGCCUGUGGGGCCGCGCAGGACUACCGCCCUCGGCUCCAAGACCAACAGGCAGGGGCAUCUGGGGUUAGGAUGGUCCAGGUCAGCCCGGUGGGACCCGGGCAAGUCCCACAAGCCCCCGCCUCGGUUUCCUGCUCUGCACGGGGACCCGCUCAUCGGACCUACCUUGGACGGUGCCGGCGAGGGCCAACUGACAAGGACCAAGUGAUGCUUCUGGGCGGCGGCCACGUCUGCUGCUGUGUGGACUCUCCAGGCUCAGACGUGGUCCUCGUGGUGACCGCAGCCCUGAAUAACGGAGUCCACCGCUCUGUGUGGUAGGCCCGCUGGUGCACGCCUGCUCUCUGUGACGAGCCAGGAUUCUCAGCUUCUUGGGAUGCUGGACAGGGGAAGCAGGGACAGCUUGUCCUCCAGCAGACUGCCACCUUGCAGACACCCAGAGUGGCUCCAGAGAGACCAGACACUGUGCUGAAAUUAGCUCUGCUAACUGGGCUGCUGGUGACACCCAACGUGCUCCCUGUGGCCUAGAAACGGCCGGGCUUCUGACACACGGGUGGAUGGGCACUGUGGGCUGGGCCUCUGCUCUGCAGGAGUAAAGAAAUGGUGUGUGUGUGCGGUGCCCUGAUCCCUUCUGGGUGGGGCGCCAAAGAGGGCUCAGGGAGGAGGGGGAGGAAAGGUUCCCACCAGACAGGGACCCACAGUCUAGUGCCAUCCCUGACACCACUCUGAGCUGUGGGUUCUCCCCUGGUGGAGGCCAGAGCUGGGGUGUCUGUCACUGGCUCAUGAACCUUGGGGCAUGCUGGCGACCAGGGCCGCCCGGGCUGCCGUCGGCGCCGUGUGAGGACACGGGCCCACUCAGCUGCUGCUGAGACCGGCCUCUCAGAGAGCAAGACCCAGCCUGGGGCAGACGGCCAGCCUGCGCACAGGCACAGUGAGGCCCGAGGUGACACCGGCUCUGCUUCAGACUGCUCAGGGGAGGGAGUCAGCCCCCCUAACCCUCCCAGGGCCACCGCCUCAUCUGGAGGUGGUGAAACCGGAGGACACGCGCUCAGUGCUGAGGCCCCGGGGCUGGCGGGGGCAGGGGCGUCAGCACGCCAUGGGAGGCUUACGACGGGCCCGGUGACCGUGGCCCUGACAGCCUCACAGGAACGUGCACACUUGUUUCUGCCCCUGCCGUGACUGGCAGAGCC
Messenger RNA from Lutra lutra (Eurasian river otter), 1586 nucleotides. Its product is annotated as atherin-like. The record is from RefSeq and is a predicted model, not a curated record. NCBI's taxonomy places the organism in Eukaryota, Metazoa, Chordata, Mammalia, Carnivora, Mustelidae. The transcript is spliced from 3 exons. Bases 1 to 717 code for a protein of 238 amino acids.